Molecule: messenger RNA, 3640 nt
Organism: Patiria miniata (bat star)
Lineage: Eukaryota; Metazoa; Echinodermata; Asteroidea; Valvatida; Asterinidae
Product: heat shock 70 kDa protein IV-like
Exons: 2
Coding region: 237-2150 (637 amino acids)
Biological process (GO): cellular response to unfolded protein; protein refolding
Cellular component (GO): cytoplasm
Molecular function (GO): ATP binding; misfolded protein binding; ATP hydrolysis activity
Source: RefSeq, a predicted model, not a curated record
AAUGUUUGUCCCGGGAAUUUUCUCGAACCAUUUUUGUUAGUAUAAAGUCGGCACAUCGGCAGUGCAUCGUCAGAUUUUGGAACGAAGCAAACAGUCGAUUGGAAUAGACUGCCUGAACCGACAAGCGGCGAUUCACGGACAGAAUAUUUUUCCCAGCAGGCGAUAUAUUUUUUUGUCGGAACUUCAUCAAACAAUAUUUUGCAUCUUGAUUAAGUGAGCUUUCUACAACUGUGAAGAUGGCCAAGUCGAAAGCUAUCGGGAUUGAUCUGGGGACCACGUACUCAUGUGUUGGGGUCUUCCAGAAUGGAAAGGUGGAGAUCAUCGCCAAUGACCAAGGCAACCGGACCACGCCGAGUUAUGUCGCCUUCACUGACACGGAGAGACUGAUCGGAGAUGCGGCCAAGAAUCAGGUUGCUAUGAACCCGAAGAACAGCAUCUUUGAUGCCAAGCGCCUGAUUGGCCGCAAAUUUAACGACCCACCCGUCCAAGCUGACAUGAAGCACUGGCCGUUCACUGUGAUCAACAAAGGCGGCAAGCCGAUGUUGGAAGCAGAGUACAUGGGAGAGAAGAAGCAGUUCACCCCAGAGGAGAUCAGCUCCAUGGUCCUGGUCAAGAUGAAGGAGGUAGCCGAGGCGUAUCUGGGCCAGAAGGUCAAGGAUGCAGUGGUGACCGUGCCUGCGUACUUCAACGACUCCCAGAGACAGGCUACCAAGGAUGCUGGCGUCAUCGCUGGACUGAAUGUCCUCAGGAUCAUCAAUGAGCCAACGGCAGCUGCUCUUGCCUACGGACUUGAUAAGAAGCUCAAGGGAGAACAGAACGUGCUCAUCUUCGACAUGGGAGGCGGCACCUUCGAUGUGUCCAUCCUGACUAUCGAUGAUGGAGUCUUUGAGGUGAAAUCCACGGCUGGGGACACUCACCUUGGUGGAGAAGACUUUGACAAUCUCCUGGUAGGGCAUCUGGCGGCUGAGUUCAAGAGGAAGAACAAGAAAGACAUGUCCAACAACCCGAGGGCUCUGCGCCGUCUGCGCACGGCUGCUGAGCGAGCCAAGCGCACGCUGUCAAGCAGCACCACCGCAAACAUUGAGGUUGACUCCCUCUUUGAGGGAAUCGACUUCUACACCAGCGUCAGCAGAGCCCGCUUCGAAGAACUUUGCUCCUCUCUCUUCAGGAAGGCUCUUGGACCGGUAGAGCAAGCCCUGUUGGAUGCCAAGCUGGAUAAGAACAAGGUCGAUCAGGUUGUGAUGGUAGGAGGCUCCACAAGAAUUCCCAAGAUCCAGAAGAUGUUGCAGGAUUUCCUGAACGGGAAGGAACUGAACAAGUCCAUCAAUCCAGACGAGGCUGUGGCAUACGGUGCUGCUGUCCAAGCUGCUAUCUUGACUGGUGAUCAGAGCGAUGAGGUGAAAGAUGUUCUCCUGGUGGACGUAGCACCUCUGUCUCUCGGCAUCGAGACCGCUGGCGGUGUCAUGACCAAGCUUGUGGAACGCAACUCUCGUAUCCCUACCAAAGCCAGCAAGACCUUCUCCACUUACUCUGACAACCAACCAGGAGUCAGCAUCCAGGUCUUCGAAGGAGAGCGAGCGAUGACCAAGGACAACAACCUCCUGGGUACCUUUGAACUCUCUGGGAUCCCUCCUGCACCACGCGGUGUGCCUAAGAUUGAUGUCUCCUUUGACAUUGAUGCGAACGGCAUCCUGAAUGUAUCCGCUAAAGACGAGAGCACUGGAAAGUCCAACAGCAUCACCAUUAAGAACGAGAAGGGACGCCUGAGCCAAGCAGACAUCGAUCGUAUGUUGUCGGAUGCUGAGAAGUACAAAGCAGAGGAUGAGGCUCAACGGGAUCGCAUCAGUGCCAGGAACGGCUUGGAGUCAUACGCUUACAGUCUCAAGCAAGCCGUUGAUGAAGUCCCUGAGGGGAAACUGACUGAUGAUGAUAAGAAGAAGGUACGAGAUGCCGUCAAGGAGACCGUGGACUGGAUGGAGAGAAACACUCUGGCUGAGAAGGAUGAGAUCGCUCACCAGCAAGAAGAGCUUUCAAGGAUGUGUUCUCCUGUCAUGUCUAAGCUCCACGGAGGAGCCGGGCAGGCUGGUGGACAGGGACCAUCUGGAGGCAGCCAGGGCCAACAAGGGCCUACAGUUGAAGAGGUUGACUGAACUUACAACUCGAAAAACUUUUAAUGGUUCUUGUUUUGUUAUACGCCACUGAAGCAUUAGUUUCGAUUGGAACGAGUAGCUAGGAUGAGCAGUUGUAGUUUCAUUAUUUUAGUAAUUUAAAAACGAGGAUAGACAGUAUUCCACAGCAUAUUAGGGCAAAACAUUUUUUUCUUGUUUGUUAUUUUUUCGUAAUGAAAAAAAUAUUAACAAUGAACUACAAAAGAAAUAUCAUAAAACAGUUUACGAUUCAUGUGCAAGUAAAAUUUGUUGUAUAUAGCUGAAAGGCAGUUGGUUAACAUUUAUUGUAACUGGUUAGUUUAUUUUUUUAUAAACAGUUACCGAAGAACAAGUAACGUUAUGCUGAAUUAUUGUUUUUGUUACUAAUAUACUUAUUAUGUAAUGUAGAAACAAAGACUUAUUUUUUUUUCAAUGAACUGGCAAAAAUUCAAGAAGUUGAUUAAGUAGUGACAAGUUGUCAAUGACAACGAAGAUUUAAAUGGAGCUUCUUAUUCAGGCAUGAGAUUUUUCAGACUUUUGUCUGAAAUCAGACUUUUUGAAUAUGAGAGAAAGACAUUAUUACUUUAGUAUAGAAAGGUAUGCAUCUUUCAGAUAUGUCAUCAAUUUUCAGACUUUGUUUUAAAUUGACAAUCUCAUAUCCCUGCCUUAUUUGAAGAAAAAAAAAUAUAAGAAGUAAGCCCAAAAUAGAUUAUUAAGGGAAAUGUGCCAAAAGUUUCAAUCAGCAAAAAUAGCAAAAGAAAAAAAAUACACUGUAUACCUUAAGUUUCAGGAAGCUUGAGAAGUAUGUCAGUUUUGCAUUGCUUAAUACUUGUAAAUAACUCAUGGAUAUUCUUGUACUAGUUUUAAUGACUUGAAUUCAUUAAAUUAAUUGUUCGUUAAUUUUCUUGUACUAGGUUUAAUGAUAUAUACCUGUUGAUUUCGGAGAAGAAAAAAAAACAUUUUUAUUUAAUGUUAACGUGUUUUACUUUUGAUUUCAAGAAGCUGAUUCAUCAAUACUCUUGGAAAAGACUUAAUGACAUGAGUAUGUUAAAAUCUCGGUGAAAUUAAAAACAAGUACAUGUAAUGCAUCGAGGAACUUAGCACUGUAAAGAAAAACAUAAGGAGUUUUUACAUAUAAAUGUUUAAAAUGCCAAAAGAAAACCUUCAAAAGAUUCCUUUGAUAUUGCUGAUUUUUGCUCUUACACAAUUAACUUACAGUAUAACAAACUUUUAAUUAAUAUUGAAAUUGUUAUUCAAACAAUAUUGUUUAAAAUUAUAACUACUAAAGGCAAAGAGUGAGGCCUCAUGUUUUAUAUUUCUAACGGGAUUCGUUUUCAAUCUGUGACUAUUAUGUUGUCGCUCUUUUAAAGUUUUAAAAACGUGCAAGAAAAUCUGAGGUUCAGAGUUUUAUUGUUUACAUUUGUUAAUAUUUUCUCUUAAUGAUUAUAUAAACUGUUAAUGCAAUAAAGUGUUUUGUUCAGUGUUUAACGGCA